This is a messenger RNA of Schistocerca nitens (vagrant locust), 2721 nucleotides long. RefSeq lists its product as uncharacterized. The record is from RefSeq and is a predicted model, not a curated record. Lineage: Eukaryota; Metazoa; Arthropoda; Insecta; Orthoptera; Acrididae. The transcript has 3 exons. The coding region runs from base 212 to 499 and encodes 95 amino acids.
CGGCUCUCCUUGGCGGCAGGUCUGCAGGAAGCUCUGCACUUUCUCCGCUGUGCGCGUCCACUACCGCUAAGCGCUGAGCGCUAGUCGUGCCCGGACGCCUGCCCAGCAGCGACGCAGCAACGGUACAGUCGCAGCGGUGCGAGGUUACGGGCAGCUGGGUCGAGGUCGCCAUUCCACACCGCACCGAGAGGCGAGUACUUCUCCAGCCGCGAUGCCACAGAUGAUGGAGAACCCGGCUUUCGAACGGGACGGGUCGGUGGCCGGAAGCAGCGGCGCCGCGGCGGUGCGCAGCGUGGAGCUGGGGGCCGUGGAGGCGCCGCCCCCGAGCAACGGCGUCGUCUGCACCGACCUGUGCCGCACGCAGCUGCCGCCGCUGCCGCACAAGCAGCCGCCCAGCCCCUGGAACCGCCUCAAGACCGUCUUCCUCGCCACCAUCAUCGCCAUACUCGUCGUCUGGGUCAUCGUCUUCACCACCCUCAGCCAGCUAGGCUACUUCUAGCGGCGGGGCCUCUGUCCCCGGCUUACGUCUGCAUCUGCUGCCCUACAGCCCACGGAACAGUCGGGAUCCUCCCCCACGUCAGGAGGAGAAGCUGCACUUCCUCCGUCGACGCUGGCAUCGGCCAGAUGAACUGAGCGUCAUGUCGAGCUUUCAGCAAUACUGAACAUUCUACAUUCCACAAGCCACAGUAUCAAUCGACAGAGAGUCUAAGCUGCGAUAUUCACCUCGCUAAGCAUCCGUUCACUCCAUCACACUAAAUCAGGAGACGAAACGGGCUUUGAACACUGCUAUAUGCCACUGGUACUAGUUAGAGACAUUCCAAUUAAUUUACAGGUAAAACUGUUGGAUCGGACAUUCAGUGCAAAUAUGUGUUGUGGAGCUGGUGCUCAAAAGUCGUAAAUAUUUGAAGAAAGUUGUAUUUAAGACCCACCAAGAGCUGCUGAUGAAACAGACUUUCCCUUAUGAUCAGUAAUAUAAAAAAAUCUACUUGAGCCUGUAUGAUAUCGAUAUUAGGGUGCCGUAAAAAAGAAAAAUCCCGUGUCACUGAAACUGCUGACACUGAUAUAUACCAUGAGUUCUAUAAAUUCAUUUCAUUAUGACGACAGUUCGUGACACAGGGUUGUAUUUUGUUUUGCUUUUUGACCCCAGAGCCUUAUGUAAAUAACUUUGUUACUUGAUGAUAAUCGGCUGAUUGAAAAUGAUAGUAAAUAAAAGUUUAUUUCGUCAACAGCUCUCGGUGUUUCUUAAAUGAGGUAAAAAAUAAAGUGCGUGACCAGGGUACUGGCUUGACUGCAGGCAGAGCACCAUUUAUUCGCCGCGGCAUUAGGCCAUCGUAUCGAACACCAUUUAUUCAUGGGAAAGAUCCAAAAUCUCCGCCCCCAAUUCAGGAUCGAACCCAGGACGUCUAGGGCCGGAACCUAGUGCUCUACACGCUAGGCCACCAGGCCACCUCUUAAAUAUGACUUUCUUCAAAUUCAGUGCAAACGCUAGUUAUUUACUAUUUUCAUUCGUCGCUUUCCGUAUUUUUCUCAUUCUUUUAUUUUUCACUGCUUCGUCGUCCGAUCAUCGUAAUUAUUUUUUUUUAUCUUUCGUACAAAAUUCCAGCACUUCUUUCUGCUUGUCAGGUCAGUACAGGAAUAGGCCUUUUCAUCUUGUAUUGGUCAUUUUAUUUCGACUGUACGAACUGUAUGUUUCUCUCUCGGCUACCAACAUCACAACGAUAUUAAAUGGAAGAUGAAUGGCAUUCCUCGCUGCAUUUACCAAACAGUAACUAUUGCCUAAGCUUUUCUCUAUGGAAGACGUUCUAACAUUUCUCCUCCUUUUCAUUCGUCUCAGCCUUCUCCCUGAUUUUCUUCUUCUCUGUUUCCUCACCUUUUCUCUGUUAAUAACACUCCAUCUAUUACACAGAGCACAUCGUUCCGCUAGCCACUCCGUGGUACAGCAGCUGGUUUGCUGUCUGUUUUAGUUGUCAAAUGUGGUUGCUAAUCUGAGGUUUUUAUUUGUGCUUGUCUCUUCUGUUGGCUACCUCACAGGGUUGGUUGAGCACACAUGAUGUAGUUUAUUGCAACUACUUCUUGCUGGUUAACAUUCUCAUGUUGUGCUGGUAGUAGAGGAAGCCUGAUCGAAAGGUGCUGUAUAGUGGAAUGUUGCAGAUGGAAGCACAUUGGAUUACAUUAAAACCAUCAUGGAAAAAUUAAUCAGUGACGGUUGAGAUCUCUCUUACUGGAAUAUGAGGCUAGCGAAAUCACACACCCCUCGUCUCUUUCUCAACUCGCGUCUGAGCUUACAUUCCAAUCUGGCAGCUACUCCGAAGGGACCAAACUGACUUUGAACACUGUUGUAUUGUUUGUUAUUGUUAAUGUUUUCGUUAUUGUAAUGGUGCUUACAUUCCGUGUUAUUAUUUUUUUGCAUAAGAUUUGUAUGUGCUUUCUUCGUGGACGCUGAUUUUACCUCUAUGAAACACAAAUAUCAAAAAGACUGAGAGUAAGACACUUCUAUAAUGCUAAGUCGUUGUAAGAUAAAAUAACGUAAUGAUUAAUGUGAUAAUCUUACUUUAUGACAGCACACAUUCUAGAUGUACUGCUUGGAAUUCGAUAUAAAUCCGCGUAACGUACAAUAUUCUUUUGCCACAAGGACGUUUGAAACUUUAUAAACUUUGUUUUAAUAUGGAAAAUUUAAUAUAUUGUAUGUUGUUUGAAUAAAGCUGUUUUAUAUGAACAGUA